GAUCGUCCGACUCUAACAGCGAGGAGUUCUACACGAGGACAGGUUUACAUUUGUUGUCAUGCGUUUUUACUCUGAGAACCGCAAAGCACUAGUCUGGCUUUCAUAAUUAAGCAUUAGCGGUCAGCAGGUGUCGCUGUAGCUGCGCGCAGCCACCGGACCUAAGGGAGACACGCAGGAACUCCACCGCUGCUCUCCGGCAGAAUGAGCUUGGGUGUAGUUUAUAUCAUCGACCACAGGAACCGGACGUGUCAGAAGAAUCCUCUCCACCCCUUACACAUUCCCCAUAAUGCCUCGCUGCAGUCACAGGUAGUUCUGGGAGGAUCAUCAGCGCCUGGUGAAGGUCUGCUGGUCAACACCUGGACGGGAGACGUACCUGAGACUGGAGGUAAAUAUCUGGCCACAGUCACAGAGUUCGGUUGCGUCCCAGUGUCGAUGCUUUACUACAGUGCAAGGACUGAUUGGAUCGUCACAACCUAUUUUAAUGCGGUGAAGGGGAUUGAGGACCUGGAGCAGUUAAUUCCUCCUCCGUUCUGCGCCGAUGCAGAGACUGAAGACGAGAAACUCGAUUUCUUCAGCGCCUUUUUCUGAGGAAUCUGUUUAACACGCUGGAACGCUGGCACUUAAAUCACAUGCUAUGAUUUUAACUAUCCUAAACCAAUGAACAUUUUCAGAAUGCUCCU
Messenger RNA from Sinocyclocheilus rhinocerous, 680 nucleotides. Its product is annotated as ependymin-2-like. The transcript has 6 exons. Lineage: Eukaryota; Metazoa; Chordata; Actinopteri; Cypriniformes; Cyprinidae. Gene Ontology annotation, cellular component: lysosome; extracellular region. Gene Ontology annotation, molecular function: calcium ion binding. Bases 202 to 588 code for a protein of 128 amino acids. The record is from RefSeq and is a predicted model, not a curated record. Gene Ontology annotation, biological process: cell-matrix adhesion.